This is a messenger RNA of Microplitis demolitor, 611 nucleotides long. Its product is annotated as SUN domain-containing protein 1-like. Gene Ontology annotation, cellular component: meiotic nuclear membrane microtubule tethering complex; nuclear envelope. Lineage: Eukaryota; Metazoa; Arthropoda; Insecta; Hymenoptera; Braconidae. The record is from RefSeq and is a predicted model, not a curated record. Gene Ontology annotation, molecular function: protein-membrane adaptor activity. Bases 1 to 519 code for a protein of 172 amino acids. The transcript is spliced from 3 exons. Gene Ontology annotation, biological process: nuclear envelope organization.
AUGGGCAAUACUGAUUAUGCUCUUGAAGUAUCUGGAGGUUCUAUACUUUCAAUACGAGAUACCCAAGCUUUUCAUUUUGAUUUAGACACAUUUUCAAUGUUCGAUUUGAUACCGUUUUGCCAAUGGCAAAAUAGCCCUCGAUCCAACGAAGUAUUACCUGGACAAUGUUGGGCGUUCAAAGGGUCAACAGGAUCCAUUGCAAUCAAAUUGCUCCAUUCUAUUUAUAUAUCUAGUAUAACACUUGAGCACAUUGCAGCUUAUUUAUCACCGAAUGGCAAAACGACAUCUGCUCCUCGAUAUUUCUCAAUUUGGGGGCUAAAAAGCAUUGAUGAUGAAAAAGGAUUCUUAUUAGGAGAAUUUACUUAUGACAACUGCGCCUCACCAGUACAAAAUUUUCCAAUAAAAGAAAAAACAAAUGAACCUUUCGGAAUAAUUGAAGUAAAAAUUCAUUCCAAUAGUGGACAUCCUAAUUAUACUUGUCUCUAUAGAAUUAGAGUACAUGGCCAACUCGCUCCUUAAGUAAUGAAGAUUUUGUAUAUGCACUGGAACUUCGGAUGCUCACAAUUUAAUCAAAAAUUUUCCACUUAUUUUACAUCAUCUAUUGGUUAUUU